AUGGCGGGGAGGAAUCACUCGGUGGUGACAGACUUCUUCCUCAUUGCGUUCACUGAGCAUCCCCAGUGGGGGCUGCCUCUCUUCCUGCUGUUUUUGAGUUUCUAUCUUGUCACUCUGCUGGGGAACGCGGGAAUGAUCAUUCUGAUCUGCAAAGAUCGCCAGCUGCACACCCCCAUGUACUUCUUCCUCGGCCACCUUUCCUUCGUGGACAUGUGCUACUCCUCCGUCAUCGUCCCUCAGAUGCUGGCUGUGCUGCUGGACCACGGCGCAGCCAUUUCGCAGGCUCGCUGUGCCGCUCAGUUCUUCCUCUUCACCUUUUUUGCUUCCAUUGACUGCUACCUCUUGGCAAUCAUGGCCUAUGACCGCUACGUGGCCGUGUGCCAACCCCUGCUGUAUGUCACCAUCAUGACCGAGAAGGCCUGCUGGGGCUUAGUAGCCGGGGCAUACGUUGCUGGUUUUGUCAGUGCCUUUGUGCGAACAGUCACAGCCUUCACGCUCUCUUUCUGUGGAAACAAUGAGAUCGACUUUAUUUUCUGUGACCUCCCUCCUCUGUUGAAACUCACUUGUGGGGAAAGCUUCACUCAGGAGGUGGUGAUAAUUGUGUUUGCCACUUUUGUCAUGCCUGCUUGUAUAUUGGUGAUCUUGGUGUCCUACCUAUUUAUCAUCAUGGCCAUCAUGAAGAUCCGCUCUGCUGGGGGCCGGGCCAAGACCUUCUCUACCUGUGCCUCCCACCUCACCGCUGUGUCCCUCUUCUUUGGCACACUCAUCUUCAUGUACCUGCGAGAUAACUCGGGCCAGUCCUCAGAGGAGGACCGGGUGGUGUCCGUGCUUUACACAGUGGUGACCCCAAUGCUGAACCCCCUCAUCUACAGCCUGAGGAACAAGGAGGUGAAGGAGGCUGUUCUGAAAGCCCUGAGCAGAUCAAAGGCUUCCGGAAGGCCCUAG
Hipposideros armiger (great roundleaf bat) is the source of this 945-nucleotide messenger RNA. Its product is annotated as olfactory receptor 9Q2. The record is from RefSeq and is a predicted model, not a curated record. Gene Ontology annotation, biological process: G protein-coupled receptor signaling pathway. The transcript has a single exon. Lineage: Eukaryota; Metazoa; Chordata; Mammalia; Chiroptera; Hipposideridae. Gene Ontology annotation, cellular component: membrane. Bases 1 to 945 code for a protein of 314 amino acids. Gene Ontology annotation, molecular function: olfactory receptor activity; G protein-coupled receptor activity.